Mesocestoides corti is the source of this 1269-nucleotide messenger RNA. NCBI's taxonomy places the organism in Eukaryota, Metazoa, Platyhelminthes, Cestoda, Cyclophyllidea, Mesocestoididae. The record is from the annotation of a GenBank genome assembly.
AUGACAACGAAGAAUAAGCUGCCUCAUGAGCACCCCUUUCCAUCAUGGUACCAUUCACUGCACGCAUACAGCCGCGCCUCAGAGGACUUGCGCCGCCAAGCAGAGAAAAUGCGGCAACGCGGACGAGCCAUUAGAAUUGAGACAGACGCCCUGACAAAGUUUUAUCAACUUGACAUAAACAAUCGCUUGCGACAUCGCAUCAACUGCAAUCGAGAAUGGUUGCAAAUACUAGGCGAUUUGCUGAGACAAAUCCUCGAAGUUACGCAAGCCCUUGGGGACACCAAGAUUCAGGCUGAUCAGUUUAUUGCCGACCUGGGUGAUGCAAUGACAGUCAAUGUGGAAACUCUGACGCACAGAGACACUCGGCUGGACGGUGACUACGUCCAAGACGACGUCCAGGAGGAACUCAGAAGGGAAGCCAAACUGCAAAACGAUGUGAAAUCACGCCUUCAGUUUACGAUAGACGACGCCGUCGCCCACCUCCAGGCCUUGAUUGCCAUUCGAAGGGAGGUAGAGAAGGCGAUUAGAGACAAGGAAGAGGCCAAGAAAAUCGACUUGGACGUGUACAACUCCAACGAAAAGUCCGCUCCCGUGGGCUUCAAACCGUUCUGUGAUCGAGAGACCAAAAAUCAUUUAGACUUGCAAGUUUGGGAGGAUUUAUUUCGUGACCUGCUCUCCCGCGGUCACGAGCAGGUUCUGAAAGGCCUGGAACUCUGUGAGAGGCUCUACGACGAGUUGAACAAGGCGGCGCACCGCCUUGAGCAGAAGGCCAAGGAGGUCGCGCAGCGCUUGAGACGUCGCAUUUUUGAGUACAACAGUGCCAUCAGGGAGCUGAAGUUUCAGCACAAACAGUUAGAGAAGACCAGGUCGCAGCUACGCUUCGACAUCAGAGAGUGGCAGUCAGCUCGCGAGGCCAAAACCGCGAGCUACAAACUCGCGCAGUCACGCAAGGAGGCGCGGACAUUCCGGCCGGGCAUCGAGAACGCCGCCGACGCGCCCUACUUCGGUCUCAGAGAUGAAUGCGACAAUCUGAUUGAAUGCAUGGACGGCCUGGAUGAGCAAAUCAUGAAGGGGAGGGAGAACCUUCAGCUGGUGGAGGACCGUAUGGGGGAGGUCUGUGAACGCAUCCGCGUGGUGAACCGGUCGCUCACAAUCGACGAGACGGUGAUGGGAAUGCGCAAACGUCUAGAAGUACCGCAGCACAUAAGUCGGCCCGCCUGCCCCAUUGUGCCCGCCGGAAUUGUUAGGGAGAGAAUCAAAUUCCAUUGA